CCACGCAAGACCCAGCGCUCGGCAGAACUUUAGACACUCAGACUCAGUUCACGACUCACGACGCAGACGCGCGCAGCCAUGUCUUCAAUGUUCGACCUGCCCAGCGCGAAACGGGUGCGCCGCGAUGAGCUUCGAUCGCCACAUGAGUCCCCACGAUCGACGCCAGAUCGAGACAUCGAAGAACUUUUGCGCCAGCGGAUAUCCACCGAGUUCGCCUUCACGACUACCGAGCAAGAUGCCGGCCAUGUUGAAGAUGCAGUGCAGAGCGACGAGGACGAGGCAGAGCUGCGGCUGUUCGCUGCACCAGCCAAUGCUGCGCCCGCGACCUUGAAGGUGCGACUCUCAUCGCCAGGCCUGGACAAGGGAGAUGGAUCAGGGUUCUUGGUGAAAAAGCCAAAGAGCUACUAUUUCGCCGAUGAGCCGACAAUGGACGAAGAGCUGGCGCUGCAGGCCGCUGCGAUCGAUGGAAGCACUGUGCUGGAGCUGUCGCGGCAGCCAUGGCCGGCCUGUGCGAUGCUGUGGAAGGUGCACACAAUCACGAAGGAUGGCAUGAAGAGGGCAGUGUUGGUUGGGCACCCUCGCCUGCUGGCUACAGUAGAAGAGAAGGAUCACAAGCGGACACGGAAGGGGAAGAAAGCGCGUAUCGCGUUGAGGAAGAAGAAGCAGGCAAACAAGGACAAACAAGAGGAGAGGGCCAAGCUUGCGGCAGAGAAAGAAGAAGCUGAGCGCGAGAAGAGGACCAGGCGAAACAGGGAGAAGAAGGUUAAGAAGAAGGCCAAGGCGCAGGCUAAGAAAGCUGAGGGUGAAGGCACCGCUGAGAGGAACAGUCAGCCGGCAGAAGUCGAGGCGGAUACAAGCAUGCAGGACUGA
Macroventuria anomochaeta is the source of this 870-nucleotide messenger RNA. RefSeq lists its product as uncharacterized. The record is from RefSeq and is a predicted model, not a curated record. The transcript has 2 exons. The coding region runs from base 79 to 870 and encodes 263 amino acids. NCBI's taxonomy places the organism in Eukaryota, Fungi, Ascomycota, Dothideomycetes, Pleosporales, Didymellaceae.